This is a messenger RNA of Pocillopora meandrina, 7463 nucleotides long. NCBI's taxonomy places the organism in Eukaryota, Metazoa, Cnidaria, Anthozoa, Scleractinia, Pocilloporidae. The record is from the annotation of a GenBank genome assembly.
AUGGCGUUUAUGGGCUUCCUUACUUUUGUAACAGCAAGUAACACAAUUUUAUUGAUAACAGGAGCAUUAUCGUUGCCUUUGUAUUUUUCAUACUUUGGUACUGAAGCAGCAGUGAGAUUUUCUUUGUUUUUGUGUGUACAUUCUGCCAUACUCGCCGCAAUACCGGAUGUUGUAGUGAGUCUAAUCCUCGGUUAAUGAAUUAUAAGUUAUGUUUUGUUUAAAGAUUCUCAAAGCCCUGUUCAUAUCUGUCCAUUUUAGCCCUGUCAACUAGUCUGGUCAGGUUUCCGAGAUCCAAUCCCUUCACUCAUUUUGUUGUGGAAACUGUCAUGUGUUCCCAUUAUUAACUGAGUGACCCUGUCCUCGACUGUGUAUUUUCUGUUCAGUAGACCUUGAGGUUCAGAGUGCUUGUAGAUGAUAGCGAUUAUCACAAUAGAGAACACUACUUGGUAAAAUUUCCGCACAGCCCCAUACUAUUGUAAAACAAAUCUGUUUUCCCAAUGGCAAUGUAUUGUUUUAGUCAUUGUUUUCUCUAUUCAAGAACUGAAUUUUAAUUUGCAUGUGCGGAUGAACCCACUACCUAAGGGCUGUGACCUUAACAAAAAUUGUGUUCAUUACUGCAAAGAUCACUUUCAUAUUCUCUUCUUUGUCUGCAGUUCUCAUUUAUGAUUUUUAUAUAUAUUCACAGUCUUUGUGUACUUGUAUAGAUUGUUAACCCUCUUCAGGUCUCAGGGGAAUUCCAAGCUUUAUCUUUUGUAAUUAUGGGUACAUAUGCACAUGAAUAAGAUGAAAUUUGUGAUAGUGUAGUCUGAUUGUCUGAGUGAGUGUAGUCCUGAGAAGGACUGUUGUCAGUAGUGGUGACUAAUGCUUCAACAACCUGAGUGGAAGUCAUUAUCAGGGUCAGGUGAAUAUUUGUUGCAAGUUGAAUAUUCUAAGUCCAGUUCUUAUAAACUGAUUGGUCAGUUUUGCCAUAAUAUAAUCGGCUGUAAGACUCAAGUGGUCAUGAUUGGUUGGUUUUGAUCUGUUGGUAAAAUUAGGUCAACCUGUUUGGUUUGUUUGUUUUUUAAGCCAUUUGUAUGGUGAACCUGUUGCAAGGAGUUUGUUUUAAGUUAGUAAACCAUCUUUCCAGAGUCAGUCACUAAAAAUAGUUAGUGCUGUAGGUUGGGCAUUGUGCUGAGUCCCAGUCAAUAUUGUGUUUUAUAAGGCACUAAUUUUCAGCAAUGUGAUUGUUGACAUCACCUUUCCUGGUUGCCUGCUUGUGUUUAGUCAGUCUUGUUAUGUGGUUUCUGCUAGUCUUGGUUUAGUUGAAUUGAACAUUUGCUUAACAUCAACUUACAUUCAGUGUAACAUUAAACACUACAAAAUACAGCUAUGAGGUCUCUGGUUUCUGUUGUUGUGACACAAAUUGUGAUGUAGAAAAGGAGGAACACACCCUUUUGAUUUUCCAACAGAUGAUACCAUCUUGGAUAUCUUGUGUUAACAAUACAUUCACUGCUAUGCAAAAAAACAAAAUCAAUACAUUACACCAGAUGAAACACUGACAUACAGUUUACCAGAGAAGUCAAAGGAAAUGGUAAACUUCCUCUUCUAGGCUGUCUAAACCAUGACUACAACUUGCUAUAUACAACAGUUUACAGGAAACCAACAUACACUAGCAGAUUACGAGACAAGUCAUCCUACAACCCAUCAUCACACAAAGCCACAACUAUCAGGACUCUAACACAACAAGCACAAAUAGUAUGCAACACAACACACUGCUUAUCCAAAGAGAAGAAAUACCUUGAUUAUAGAUUUUUUUAUUAUAAGACAGAAUGUAUUUUACUUCUUGGAAGGUUUAAGGUUAAUAAAUGAACAAUAAAAUCUAAAACAAAGUAGAUCAUGAUCAAUUUAAAGUGAACACAUUCUUUACAUUUUAAAAAUCAGUCCCUCCUGUUCAAACAAGUACUUAUUUGCCGUCAUCCUCUCUAUGCAUCCUCAGAGAACACUUAAGGCCAUAUUCAAACACAAAAACUGCGGUGAAUUUAAAUGUGUAAUCUGCUCUUUUUUAUUUUUUGUUCACCCUUUAGAAAGCUGCAAUACCUAUGCUACAGUUGCUGUCAUUUGCUGUUCUCCUUUUCCUCCCUUUCAACACAGCCCCAACCAUUGUGGUCUGGUGCUAUCUGAAGCUUCUUCAGUGUUCAGAAUUUGCACUUUUGUUUGUUGAGGCAAUACAAGUUGUUUUAGUGGUGAUGUACAUCAGUCAAUCUUUUGUGAAUGAGAUUGAAGACCAACCAGUUAUAGUUAAGGUAUUCUAUAGUUACUAACUAAGCCUCUGUGGGCCUUCAGCAACAGCAUUUGGGUCCCUUUUCAUAUUUACAGUGACUAAGUAGUCUUAGUUCUUUUUUUUUCCACUUUGUCUAUUGUAAGCAAUGACUGAGAUUGUGUAUCUUCUGUGAAAUCAGAAGCUACAUGUAAAGGUGAUUUUAGUUCAACUUUAUGUUAAUUAUUUAAAUUAGCAAUUUAACAAUUAUUUACCAAAGUGGAGGUGAAUGAUAAUGGUUAUCUACUGAGAUGCAAAGCAGUGAGGUAACUAUCCACUACUGUCCCCAAAACUGAGGUGAAUAGUCAUUUUAAUAUAUUCCUUGCAUGAACUAAAAAAUAAGUUUAUUUCAGUCAAUGAACCAUAAAAUGGUGGGAAAUUAAAUUGCUGAUGCAGAAUUUUUUCUUUAACUGGAUGGAGCAAAACAGUACUUGCUUAUUAUUUCUGCACCAGUCAACCAGUGCCCUCUAAAAGCACUAUUUACCUGUGUGGUAGAUACAAAGAAUAAUUAUUAUUAUUUUACAUACAGUUAACAUGUGAUUUUAUUCAUCCAAGAGUGUACAACCUCAGUUGCCUGUUUGUUUUUCAGACUUCUAUUUUAGCAAUCUCAGGAGUUGCAUACAUUUUGUCAAUAUAUCUCAGCUAUCAUUUGUUCACAGAUAUUCACUCAACACACACAGAAACUUGGUGAGUCUUAAGCUUUCAUUUUUGAUGGAAUAAUAAUUGUCCAAGGGUUCUUUACACUCAUUGGAAGGGCCUUAUUACUUGGAAAAGAAGCUUGAUGUGUCUUAGUUCCUGGAUAUGGCUUUACAGAAUGUAACCCUGUGCUAAUUGUAUCACAUUCAAUUUUUGAGAGGAAAAUUUUGAACCCAAUAGUGCUGAAAGUUAAAUGAUUGUGGUUUAUAGUUUACAAUCAGCUUUGGUUGUUUAAAGUUUGCAUACAGUUUUCAUUGUUCAGAGCAUUGUAAAGAAAUCCUACAGAAUAUUGCAGUUUUUCACGCAGUUUUAAACCACAGAUUGCCCAAAGCUCUGAAUUUUCCCACAGUCCUUUUUCCUUAAUUUCAUUAAAUUGCUGACUGUAGUGAAGAUUAUUUUCUUCCUAUGUUUUUCCACAUUCACCACAUUUGUAGAUUCUCAAACAGACUCAAUGGAGGCUCCUCCAGAAUUCCAAAAUAUAUUUAAUAAUUAUAAAGAUUUCCAAAUGACCCCAAAGGAUUUUCUUUCAAAGCUUUUUACAAAUAAUUUCUUUUUUCAAAUACUCCUGUUACAGGUGUGCAGGAGUUGCAGUCAUUUUAACAAUUUUGGUGUUAUUUAUUUGCUUGUAUAAGGAAGAAGGCAAGUAGCUCUGAUAGCAACAAGCUAAAUGUAGUGAGAAUUCCGGACAGUGAUUUACUGGAGUGUGGUCUUUUCUUCAUCAGAGAACCAUUCUAUUGAUCAGUGCAUGCAACCAUGCACAGACUUUUAAUCAGAGGAGAUAUAUUCAAAUGGCAUAAAUAACUAAGAAUGCAAGUCACAGAUUCUAGUCAAAGGAGAUAAAUUGGAAUGGCUGAAUUAAUUAAGAGUGCAAGUCACAGUUUGGUUAAUUGUAAUAGCAGAUAAAGUAACAGUUAUGAGUAUGCCUUGGAUAAAACCUAUACAUGUAUUCACUGAUUUAUUUAAGAAAUAGACCACAUUCUACAUUAGUGUUGCACUGAAAUUAAGCCCACACAGGAUAUUGGGAGAACAGGAGGAAAGUUCAUAAAUCAUGAACCAUAGAAAGUGCAGUCUGGUUCAUUGGUAAAAUAUAUGAAGCCAAUGUCAGUAUAUAUCUAUUUGUUUAUAUGAUGUUUGAGUUUUACCUGCCUAUGUUUAUAAGACAAAUGUUGAAUAUUUGACCUACUUAAAAGAAAAAUAUAUUUUUAUUGCAUUUCCUCUUUUCUUUCUGUAUUCCUUCAGGUAUCAUAUCUGAUGCAGCUGUUGUUAGCCUUGUGAUGAUUUUUAUAGUUUGGGCUAUGAAACAGGAAAGAUUGAUGCAAGAAAAUUCCUUAGAUGUGCCAUCACAGUGGCUACAGUAAGUUUUUUGUUCCUGCUUGUUCAUAAACCAAACAGUUGUCUCUGUCUUUGCAUUUUAUUUUUCUGCCUCACUUUAUUAUACAAACAGAAAGCAUAUGCUAUGUUACCGUACAGGAGUUGACUGAUUCGAUAGGUCGUCUGCAUUUUACAUAGAGGGUAGCCAAGUUGGGGGGGGGGGGGGAAGGAGGGAGGAGGUGUUUUCAUACACGAAAGUUUGAAAAAUUCACGGAACACAUGCACUUUAGGCAGUAUUUCACUCGGAUUUUGGAUUUAAAAGGACAAUUUCCAGAUCUUAGCUUGCCUUGCCCUUCUGAGAAAUUCACGUGUCACGUCUUAAUUUUGAGCUUAAUCAUGCGUCACGCACAAACCCUUUGCCGCCCUCUACAUAGUACCUGUAUUCUUUCUGAUUUGUUUGAAAUGAGAAGUUUUCUUGGAAUGCCGUUCACUCCUUCAGAGUUCCUUUUCGUUUUUAUCUAGUGAAGGGUACAAAUUUUGAAAGUGUACAGAGCCUUUGUUAUCCCCACCCCUCUCCCCCUUCAGGGCCUCUUUACUCUCUACUGCAGUCUAGGGAAAUGGCCGGCCACAAAGUAGUAUUGUAAAGAUCCUGAAAUCCUUCCAAAUAAGGGCCUAUGUUCAAGAGUUGAAAAGAGUACAAGUCAACAACAGAGAAUGUAAUCGUACCCCACCCCUGUGGCCAAGGGUUUAUAUUCGACAUGGGGUAACUGGAGGUUCUCAGGAAAAAUAAUGCAUGUUGAUCCAAAUACUUUGUGAUUUCGACUGAAAAUAAAUACUAUCUGCCGUGAGGACACAAGUAGAAGGAUUUGGGGGCAACCUUGUGAAAGUAAAGGUCAAUUUGUUUCAUUACAGUGGGCGAACUCGCAAAGGUGGUAGGGAACGAACUAACAAUUGGACGAAACCUCCAUAAAGCUGAGGUGAUAUGUCACUGUGGGUCGAGUUCGUUGCUGGUUUCUGUUUACUGUUUCCUUUAUUUUUCCGUGUUGUCUCUCUCAAAAAUAUCUCAUUUAUUAUGCAUAUUUAUUUAUUUAUUUAUUUAUUUAUUCGUGUACAUAUGCAGUUUGUUUCGGUCGGAAACAUAGGCUCUGCUGCAAAUCUUUCGUAAUUUGUUUUAUACCCUAUGCUUUUUAAAUAGACAAGUCGCCGAUAACCGUUCAUUCCUCAAGGUGUUCUUAUCGAUGGCGAAAGUAAGCAUAGGUAUGUAAAGAUGCUGCCUAUAAACUGUAAACGUGAAGGAAAGAAAUUAAUGUACCUUUCAUUUGAUAUAUAAGUAGUUUUCACUGUAACUUCUUUUACGUAAAUGUCAGGUUUUUGUUAAAAAUUAAAAUCAGUCAUUAGCCAGUUGUUCUUGCUUUAUUUUCCGUGUUUGUUAGACUGCUUCUACAUUUUACAAGUUUGGUAUCUCGUCUUAUAGCCAAGCUGGACUUACAGCCGAGUAAAUACUGUACAUGUAAUGCAGGUUGACGCGGCUGGUUCAAUCAACUAAGAGCCACUAUGGUUACCGGUCACUUCGCCUGAUAUUUGUCGGUGAACUGACCAAUGGUUUCCGGGUAAUGCCACUAUUAAGGACAUUCCGUAAAGUCGUAUCAAGUACCUUAAGACAAUACUCGAGGGUUGCUGCGUUUGAAUCCAGUUGGUUUGUCUUGGCCUGUCAUUUUGAAACCCCCAAGCUGAAUCGCAUCCUGUUCGUCAAUGCGUCUAUCUUUACUUCGAGCUUUUGAAUCUGAAGCAAUUGUGAACGAGUUCCUUCACGCUUUUCCUAACUCCGUAUAAAAAGCUGAAUGCAAGUGGCGAAAAUAAACAACCUCGUGAUGUCAUAUCUAAUUUCACUAUCUACUCUUUGAUUAAUUGAUUUGUUUUCAUUUUUCAGCGCAUGCCACGCGUGUUAAAAGAAUAUUUUCGGUGUUCAUCUCACCCACGUGUCUUCUGCUUGCUUUGAUGAGGAUUGCAAGUGUUGUUGGGUUCGUGACUUUGACUCCGACUUUCUUUCACCAGAAAGAGGUAAGCAGUAACACUGAAACAUUUCAAUAACUUCGCUCAAUUACCUUUAAAGUCUGUCCAGUAAGGGUUUGGCUCGUUUCUUGUCUCUGAAUAAAUUUCUUUUGUUUGCUUUCAUUUCAAAUUGGCAAUCAGAAACCUUUAAAUUCUAGGAUAAAGGCAGCUGCUUUUAACAGAACAAGGGCGUGCAUGCGUCGAGCAGCUAUACAUUUUCUUUUCAGUGGUUUGGCGUGAUAUCCGGACAAUAACUUCUAGCUGUUACUUAGUUUAUUUUCUUGGCUACACUUAUCUGCAUGGCUGUGUAUUGAUACUGUAAGAAGGGAUUUCUUAACGGUCAUUAAUAGCAGUGAAAGGAUGUGAUUAAAGUCAUCUAGUCUAUUUUUUAGGAUGAUGAAUACAGUACAUUACAGGAAGUGGAUCUCCAGCCCCACAGAAAAGGUCUCAGACCUCUUUACCUUCGCCUGAUCAUUAUUUUUGUGUGCACACAAGUUGUCGUUCGCACCAUCGCCUCUACAACAACAGACCGUCAAUACCUUAGCCAAGUUACUUCUUUUACUGACAUGUUACCUGGCAACAGAGUGUGGCGGAUCAUGCAACUGCUAUUAGUCACAACAACCUACAUUUAUCAGAUGUUCAAGGAUGAAUACCAAUGAAAAAAACUCAAGGGAAGGUUACUUCACUUUAAGACACCAAACAUUUAAGAUGUAUAUCUUCUUAAUGAGAACGAAAAGAUAGGUAUUAAAUGACAAGGGAAAGUAAAUGACGGCGCACAAAUCCGUGGGGCCCUGGAUUGACGCAAGGCAUCAUGUGGUAACUGAUAACGUGGCGUAAUGAAGUCAUUCAGUGCGUUGGUAUUGAUUAUAGGUGAUAACCAUCAUGAGUACGAUCCUAUCAAGGAUGUUGUUUGACUUUACUUUUUUAGGCGGACUCACCAACAAUAUUAGAACGCAACAUCGCACUGUAAUGUUGCAGUUUUCCUCCAAUAAGAAAGGGACAUUUAAACCGUGUUACAGGAAAGAAUUUGAUAUGGAAAUGAGAAUAGAUAUGUUGCAAUAUGUUUCUGUUGAUGGUUUAGUCUUUACAUCUAGAUUAAAUACUGAGG